AACGAAUGUUCGGAACCUUGGCCUUGGUCGGAAUGAAAUGGUCCUAGCGGCAACGCCCCAGCCAACUGAUCUGAUUGUGCACACGACGUGUCUUCGUCACACUAUUCCAUCGCUCCUCGACACAUCACCAACACCUCAAGUGUAAAUGUCGAACUCGACGGCGACGCGAGAGACCAUUAAAUUGAAUCAUAUCGAUCCCGAUCGACUCGCGCCUGAAGAUGCCUACAACAGCGAGGCCUCGCGAGGACCCCUCGCUGUUGAAGCGGCAAUGAGCGCCAGAUGGAGGCGCGAAAGAACGCGCAGUGCGAGUCGCCGCAGGAAGGGUAAUUACAAGAAGCUGUUAUGGUUCAAGCAACCAUUUCCCGAUAAUUACACAGAUGAGGAGACCUUCCUUGACCAUUUACAACGCAACCCCCGUCUUCAACCCUAUGAGUUCUGGUCGCUCAUGGCCGAUUCGACCGUCAUCGUGCAGCAUAUUGCGUCUGUCGCUAUAUUCUGCUGUUGCUUCGUCGCCAUCGUACAAGAACGGGUUUCUCCCAUAUCGGUAGUAAGCUGGGCAAGCUUCUGUACUGUGUUAGCAUGGGCUCUUUGGGACUACUGGUUGGGCGAAGAGGAGGCCGAAGCUGCAAAAGCGGCCGCGGACAAACAGGAAAAUGGUGUCGAGGAGGUUACGAAUACAUGGUCUGGUUCAGUCUUGCCUCCGAAAGGGCCACAUGGAUCAGAGUUAGCACUCGAGAACGAGGGCAAGUUCAGACCAGUCCACUCGCACACCACUAGCACAACCUCUAUCACAUCGAAUGAGUCCGAAGCACCAAGAACGGGACAGGCGGACCCCUUGCCAGGAUCACCAACGAAACAACAGGCACCAUACGUAGACCCAACAUCAUCAAUCUCGCCACGAAACCAGCAACGCCUCGCAACUGUGAAAUCGGCGCUUCUGAUCUAUGCCGCAUUGCUGGGCUUGAGUCCAAUUCUUAAGUCUCUUACCAUGUCCACCACAAGCGAUUCGAUCUGGGCAAUGAGUACAUGGUUGCUCUGCAUGAACGUUGCGUUCUUUGAUUAUGGAGAGGGAUCGGGUUCUCAUCUUCCUGCAUCCAUUUCCACGAACUCUGCGCUGAUGGCAUCCACCGUCCUGGCUUCACGUCUACCUUCGACCACGCACGUCUUCUCGUUGACGCUAUUCUCGAUUGAGGUAUUCGGCCUCUUCCCCAUCUUCCGCCGCCAACUCCGCUCUAGGUCCUGGCAUGGGAAUCUGGUAUUGACCAUCGCAUUGGUUGUUAACGCAUGCGGAGGUGUAUGUGUGACGUUGACAGGCGGCGGGCGCGGAGCGUGGAUCGCCGGCGUAAUACUUGGUGGUGUCAUCACCUUUUUUGCCAUGGGAAUCUGCAGCUGGUGGUUGAUCGGCCUCCAGAAAUAUAAGAAUGAGAUCCGGGGUCCAUGGGACCCAGCAAGACCCAUUAUUCGGCGGCGCUGGGAUUGAUGCCUUUGGUCGUGGGCUCGGUCACGCCCGAGUUACGAUUUUCGUAUGCGCUCCAACUGCAAGAGCCAUUUUCCGGCCACGCAUCCGUUCGGGAUUUGCACGUGAUGAGCGCUCCCCAGCUUCCUCCAACCUGCUGGUGCAGAGAAUCUGGUGCUACGACCUCGAGAUGGAUUUUCCCUUUGCUUCGUGUCCAC
Messenger RNA from Aaosphaeria arxii CBS 175.79, 1674 nucleotides. RefSeq names its product GPI2-domain-containing protein. Gene Ontology annotation, cellular component: membrane; glycosylphosphatidylinositol-N-acetylglucosaminyltransferase (GPI-GnT) complex. Lineage: Eukaryota; Fungi; Ascomycota; Dothideomycetes; Pleosporales. The coding region runs from base 146 to 1480 and encodes 444 amino acids. Gene Ontology annotation, biological process: GPI anchor biosynthetic process. The record is from RefSeq and is a predicted model, not a curated record. The transcript has 3 exons.